UCGGACAUCUCUUGAUCACAAGAGGUGCGGCGCUUCAACUUCAAAUAGGUGUCAAAACAGUGCCAGUCACCAUCUCACACCUGCAAGAGCAUUUGUAGUGACAGACUUGGACAUUUUCAUUUCUUUCCAGAGUUGAAACAUUUACUUUCGCUCUGCAGUGAGGAUAUACAGGAAGAGGUAACCGCAGAUUUCACUUUUGCGCUCAGAUUGUUCUUCCCGUCGCUCUCAGCAUGGCUUCAACAACCUGCACCAGGUUUACCGACGAAUAUCAGCUGUAUGAAGAACUGGGGAAAGGAGCCUUUUCUGUGGUUAGAAGAUGUAUGAAAAUCUCUACUGGUCAGGAAUAUGCUGCCAAAAUCAUCAACACCAAAAAGCUGUCUGCCAGAGAUCACCAAAAACUGGAACGAGAGGCCCGAAUUUGUCGUCUACUCAAGCAUCCCAACAUUGUGAGGCUCCAUGACAGCAUUUCAGAGGAGGGUGUUCACUACCUCGUCUUUGAUUUAGUCACAGGAGGGGAGCUGUUUGAAGAUAUUGUUGCCAGAGAGUACUACAGUGAGGCCGAUGCCAGUCAUUGCAUUCAGCAGAUCCUUGAGGCUGUUCUCCACUGCCACCAGAUGGGAGUGGUCCAUCGUGACCUUAAGCCAGAGAAUCUUCUCUUGGCCAGCAAACUGAAGGGCGCAGCAGUGAAACUGGCUGAUUUUGGGCUGGCUAUCGAGGUGCAAGGAGACCAACAAGCGUGGUUUGGGUUUGCUGGAACUCCAGGUUAUCUGUCUCCUGAGGUGCUGAGGAAGGAGCCUUAUGGCAAACCAGUGGACAUGUGGGCUUGUGGUGUUAUUCUGUACAUCCUUCUUGUGGGUUACCCUCCUUUCUGGGAUGAAGACCAACAUCGACUUUACCAGCAGAUCAAAGCUGGUGCAUAUGAUUUUCCCUCUCCUGAGUGGGACACAGUGACACCAGAAGCCAAAGAUCUGAUCAACAAGAUGCUGACUAUAAACCCUGCCAAACGCAUCACAGCAGCUGAGGCCCUCAAACACCCCUGGAUCUGUCAACGUUCCACAGUGGCAUCCAUGAUGCACAGACAGGAGACAGUGGAAUGCCUGAAGAAAUUCAAUGCCAGGAGGAAGCUUAAAGGUGCUAUCCUCACUACAAUGCUUGCUACACGGAACUUCUCAAGCAAGAAUCCAUACAAGAAACCUGAUGGUGUUAAGAUCAACAACAAAACCAACGUAAUCACCAGCCCUAAAGAUCCUGCUCCCUCUCCAGCUCUGGAGCCUCAAACUACUGUUAUCCACAAUCCCACUGAUGGAAAUAAGGAAUCAUCAGAGAGUGCCAACACCACUAUGGAAGAUGAAGACAUUAAAGCACGGAAACAGGAGAUAAUUAAAGUCACAGAGCUGCUGAUCGAAGCCAUAAAUAAUGGAGAUUUUGAAGCAUACACGAAAAUUUGUGACCCUGGAUUGACAUCUUUUGAACCUGAAGCUUUGGGAAACCUAGUCGAGGGGACAGAGUUCCACAGGUUCUACUUUGAAAACUCUCUCUCCAAAGGCCACAAACCCAUCCACACCAUCUUGCUGAACCCUCAUGUACACCUGAUCGGAGAGGAUGCUGCAUGCAUCGCUUAUAUAAGGCUCACCCAAUACAUGGAUGUCAACAAUAUGCCUCGCACCAUGCAGUCUGAAGAAACACGUGUCUGGCACCGUCGUGAUGGCAAAUGGCAGAACAUCCACUUCCACCGGUCUGGCUCACCAACUGUGCCCACCAAGUGAGUUAAUAAAGUCUCCAGAGCACAGCCUUUCCUGUCAACUGAGCUUCAACAAGUGUCUGGCCCAACUCAAUCAUGAUCUUCAUAGUUUGGUCUACUGUACCAGAGUCUUGUUUACAUUUACUGUUGGACUAAUAGAAUAUAAAAGGUUGGAAAAUCAUUUCAGAUCAGGAUGUGGUGUGUUUGUAUGCGAGUACAUGUACAUGUAUUGAGUAUGCAGUUUACACACUAUACUCAUUUAGAUGAAAAGCAUGUUCUUUCUCAGUACUUUAAUCUUUUUUAAAGGGUUACAUUUUUGUAUGACAAAAUAUUCGGAGCCAUUUGUUAGUAAUCUGUGGUGUAUGGGUACAGGGGUACUGUGUAUCAGAAUAUAAUUAAUCAAAGUUUUUAUUUUAAUUUUUUUUUUUAUUUGUUAAGAUCCAAAAUGUACUUAUUUCUUAAAAUGACAAAUAUGAGCUUGCUUAUGUUUUUCAGUGAUGUACAUUUUGUGAAGUAAUGUGAAGUGCUAUUUCUGCUUUACACUUUGGAGUAUUACCCGUUUAAUUUUAGCACAAUACUGUAGGAAGCAUUGUGCUAUUUUCUUGGAUAACCCAAAAUUCUGAGAAGGGAAAAGUUUUAGUUUUAUUUUAUUUAUUUUAUUUUAUUUUUUUGCUCAUACAGUUAUCGUGCACCUGAAUAUAUGAAAAAAAAGAUUGUAGUAACACAAACUUCACUACACCAGAUAAACUCAGAUGCUUAUUCUAUAAAAAAAAAAAUGCAAAUGGCUUGCAAAGCCGUUUUUCCUUUAUUUUUAAUCAUUUGUGUGAAAUUUAGUUUUGUUGUGGUAACUUGUGUGCAAUUUCAAAUGUGUCUGCUUCUCAGUGGAAUUUGUGGUACUCUUUGAGGAAAAUCUAACUGGUUGGUUUCUCAUUUUUAUCUUUUAUGAAUAAUGCAUGACAUUUCACUCUUAGUCAUCUCUGAUAAAGAUCCAAAACCUUCCUCCCCUUUUCUUUUGGGAGUCUGUCUUGAAAUACCUUGACUGAAGAUCUCGUGUGGAAUAAAUUAAUCAAAGUCAAUGUUGUGUACACAUAAUUCACUACACACUAUUACUUACACAAUACAAAGAAUGUAACAUUAUGACAAUUUUUAUUCCAGUUUGAGUCAAGUUCAUUAUGAUAAUAUAUUAAGUUACAGUACAACAUUAUAUAAUAGGGAUAUUACUAGAGGAAUUGAUAUAAUAGAUUUCUAAAUAUGUGAAACGUCUAAUAAAAUGUGUGAUUUCUGCAAAA
Carassius auratus (goldfish) is the source of this 3030-nucleotide messenger RNA. RefSeq names its product calcium/calmodulin-dependent protein kinase (CaM kinase) II delta 1 (gene camk2d1). The coding region runs from base 231 to 1766 and encodes 511 amino acids. NCBI's taxonomy places the organism in Eukaryota, Metazoa, Chordata, Actinopteri, Cypriniformes, Cyprinidae. Gene Ontology annotation, biological process: protein phosphorylation. The transcript is spliced from 20 exons. The record is from RefSeq and is a predicted model, not a curated record. Gene Ontology annotation, molecular function: ATP binding; calmodulin binding; calcium/calmodulin-dependent protein kinase activity.